CACCUUAUUUCAUUCCGUCUUCCCUGUGCAAUUUUACGACCGCAAAAAUGGGUGGCAUGAGAGGAAAGAACAAGCAGGGUCCGCCCGAGCCCCUCGACGAAUCGCUCGUCACCCGCAAGAGGAAGGAUUACGAGGCGCCCGCGCCGAAGGAGCAGAAGAGGAGGAGAACAGACGCAAAGGCUAAAGCUAAGGCCAAGGCUGCGCCUGUAUCCAAGAAGGCUGCUGCUACAACUGCUGCUGCUAAGAAGAGCGCAGCAAAGCCUAUUAAGGCUGCUAAGCCUGCGAAGAAGUCUGCGCCGCCGCCAGAAUCAGACGACGAGGACGACUUUUCAGACUUGUCAGAAGGAGGCGAUGACCUUGACGCAAUGGUAGACGUAGCGGAUAUUGCGAGAGUCAGUGGACUUGAUGCGCUCGGUAGCGCUUCAGAAGACGACAGCGAGAUCGACGACGACGAUUUCGACUCAGACGUGGAGACCAAUGGCAAGAAAGCAAUGUGGUCGGAUGACGAGGACGAUGAGGAAGUUCAGGAACAGCUCACAGCAGCCAACAUUGAGGGUCUGUCGCGGAAGUUGGACAUGCAGCGUGCAAUUGAAGAGGCUGAAGCGGCAGCCGAACUCGAGGAGGCAAACUUGCAGACUAACAUCGCGCCCGAGGACCGACCAAAGGUGCUGGAUGACGAGGAGGAUGAAGAAGGCCGUAAAAUUUCGAACCUGGUCACCCAGGAUAUUCAGCUUCUGCGAACACGACUCAACGACACCAUCCGCGUGCUUGAUGACUUCAAGAACUUAGGUGAGACCGGUCGCAGCAGGGCUGAAUACCGCGCGCAGCUGUUGAACGACAUCUGCUCGUACUACGGCUACUCCGAGUUCCUCGCAGACAAGCUCCUCAGUCUGUUCCCUGCCCGCGAGGCCUUCGCUUUCUUCGAAGCUAACGAGACGCCCCGACCCAUUGUCAUCCGUACCAACACCCUCCGCACACAUCGUCGCGAGCUCGCACAAUCCCUCAUCAACCGUGGCGUGCAGCUUGAGCCCGUCGGCAAAUGGUCCAAGGUCGGUCUGCAGAUUUUCGACGCACAGGUACCGCUCGGUGCCACUCCCGAGUACUUGGCUGGUCACUACAUUCUGCAGGCAGCUUCUUCGUUCCUUCCCGUCAUGGCCCUCGCACCCCAAGAGAACGAGCGCGUGCUUGAUAUGGCAGCUGCCCCUGGCGGUAAGACAACGCAUUUGGCUGCGCUUAUGAAGAACACUGGAUGCAUCUUCGCCAACGAUGCCAGCAAAGAGCGUUCCAAGGGUCUGAUCGGUAACAUCCACCGUCUGGGUGUGCGAAACGCCAUUGUGUGCAACUACUCUGCGCUUGAAUUCCCCAAAGUUAUGGGCGGUUUCGAUCGUGUGUUGCUCGAUGCGCCUUGCUCUGGUACUGGUGUCAUUGCAAAGGAUGCUAGCGUCAAGACCAACAAGACUGAGGCCGAUUUCAUGAAGCUUCCGCACUUGCAAAAGCAGCUGCUUCUCUCAGCUAUUGACUCUGUCGACCACCACAGCAAGACCGGCGGUUAUAUUGUGUACUCGACAUGUUCCGUUACUGUAGAAGAGAACGAGCAAGUCGUUCAGUAUGCACUGAACAAGCGCCCGAAUGUCAAGCUUGUCGAGACAGGCCUUACAUUCGGUAAGGAGGGUUUCACGAAGAUCGGCGGCAAGAUCUUCCACCCCUCUAUGAAGAUGACCAGGAGAUACUACCCCCACACUUACAACGUGGAUGGUUUCUUCGUUUCCAAAUUCAAGAAGAUCGGUCCCACACUCCCUACCGCCGUCGGCGCCAACCGUUCCGCCAACGGUCAGCCCUCCACUUCUACAGCAGGCCAGGACGAGUACGUCGACAAGACACCUAUCUUGACUGAGGAGGAGGAAGAGGCGGACGACUUCGGUGGCUUCGACGAGGACGAAGAUCGCGCGUACAUGGAGCGCGGUCAGGCAAGAGAUGCACGCCGCAAGGGCAGAGACCCCAAGGCAGACCCGAGCAAGGCUACAAAAGAGGCGAAACCUAAGGAGAAGAAGGGAGGUGGUAAAGAGGUCGCAGCUAAGGAGACGGCCACUUCGCCAAGCCCCGCAAAGGCUGGUAAGGCGAAGGCUGCGAAGACAGCCGAGGUAGAACAGGUGGCUGAGAUCAUCGCUGCCGACGUCAAGGUCAGCAAGAAGGAUGGCAAGGGCAAGAAGGCCGGCAAGACCGAGAGCGCUGUUGCGGUCGCUGAGGUCACGCCCGUAAAGAACGUCACUGAAAAGAAAAAGGCGAAGGUCGAGGCUGCGGCGUCGCCCAAGGCCAACGGUGCCGAGAAGAAGGCGCGGAGAAAGAGCGGAGAUAAGAAGAUGAAGGCCUAGAUUUUUUGCUGUUUUGAUGUUUCGUGUAGGUAGUAGAUACCACUGUCGAAAGUGGCUCUUAGUACCAUCUUUUACUCUGAGUAUGUUCGUGGGUGCCUUGAUCAAUUUUUGUUGCUUCUGUCGAACAAUGUUUGUCGGCUGCUUGUACGCGUAAAGUAAAUUCGGCGGGCAAAGACUGGUCAUCUAUGUAUUAAAUCAUCCAACUAGGCUUUCUGGAUUUGAACACCUCACAAGGGCUUUGGCUGAAGUGACUUAGUACUGGGUUUGACUCCUUGAAGACGAUUUGGCGUUCCUAGCAAAGAUAGAUAUCAUGUUCCUCAACCUCCCAAUCUAUCCAGUCC
This is a messenger RNA of Boeremia exigua, 2713 nucleotides long. RefSeq names its product cytosine-5--methyltransferase NCL1. The record is from RefSeq and is a predicted model, not a curated record. Bases 48 to 2372 code for a protein of 774 amino acids. Gene Ontology annotation, molecular function: rRNA (cytosine-C5-)-methyltransferase activity; RNA binding. Gene Ontology annotation, biological process: rRNA base methylation; maturation of LSU-rRNA. The transcript is spliced from 2 exons. NCBI's taxonomy places the organism in Eukaryota, Fungi, Ascomycota, Dothideomycetes, Pleosporales, Didymellaceae. Gene Ontology annotation, cellular component: nucleolus.